AUGCAAGCUGUCGUAUUCAAAGGACCCUUGCAAGUCGCAGUGGAGCAACGGCCAAUCCCAGUGAUCCAAGAUGAGACGGAUGUAAUCCUUAAGGUGCGGUACACGGCGCUGUGUGGUAGCGAACUCCAUGUAUAUCGAGGACACCAGCCCGCAGGCUCAGGGUUUAUUAUGGGCCACGAGUUUACAGGCACGGUGUUUGAAUUGGGCUCUGGAGUUCAGCAUUUCAAGAAAGGCGACCAUGUUGUGGCACCCUUUACUGUGAAUUGCGGGACGUGUUUUUACUGCCGCUUGGAGAUAAGUUCACGUUGUGUCAACUCCAAGCUAUUUGGGUCCCCUCUUCUUGAUGGUGGUCAAGCUGAAUAUGUGCGCGUACCGAUGGCAGAUGCCAGCUUGAUCCAGGCUCCGAAGGAGAUUGACGAGAAGAAGCUCGUCUUCAUGGCAGACAUUUUCCCAACAGGAUAUUUUGCAGCCUCCAAUGCGUUCAAAGGGCUGGACAAACCUGCAGUUGAGGGAUGCACUGUUCUUCUUCUCGGCUGUGGGCCUGUUGGUCUAUUUGCUCUUAUGAGUGCUCUGGAAUAUCGCCCGAAACAUCUGCUUGCCGUGGAUAAGGUCGCCUCACGUCUACAACGUGCGAAGGAGCUUGGUGCCGAGGCGUGGAACUUUGAGACUGAUAGAGAAGGUCUCGAAAGAAGAGUCAAGGACCUAACUGAUGGGCGAGGCGCUGAUAUCGUCAUUGAGGUUGUCGGCCACGCUGAUGCUCUGAGGCUCGGCUUCGAUCUACUUCGACCCUUUGGCCGCAUCUCCAGCGUCGGGGUACACAACGAGCCAGUUCCAUGGACAGGCUUUGAAGCGUAUUCCAAGAAUCUUUCCAUUCAGAUGGGCAUGUUCAAGGAGGCUGUGAAGUUGUUUGCGCGGAAACAGGAUUCUUGCAGUUUCAUGGUUGCAGAUGUUCGGCCGCUAUCCCAAGCUCCUCAGAGUUACGAUGAUUUCAACCGUAUGAGGUCACAGAAGAUCAUUUUCGAGGCCGAUAAGUAG
This is a messenger RNA of Aspergillus thermomutatus, 1035 nucleotides long. Its product is annotated as alcohol dehydrogenase family protein. The transcript has 4 exons. Gene Ontology annotation, molecular function: zinc ion binding; oxidoreductase activity. NCBI's taxonomy places the organism in Eukaryota, Fungi, Ascomycota, Eurotiomycetes, Eurotiales, Aspergillaceae. The record is from RefSeq and is a predicted model, not a curated record. Bases 1 to 1035 code for a protein of 344 amino acids.